ACGUAAGCCGACAAGCCAGUGGUGUUGUAUAAAGCAAGAUUAACCAGCUGGCAUUAGGCACAGUCAGUACAGAACCAUUGCUCAAGCAUGGUACUAAGCAAUAGCUGUUGGGUCCUGCUGGCCCUGGCUAGUGUGGUCACAUUAGCUCAAGCCUCAACAAUCCGUGACGUGUUGGCGUAUCGUACUGGGAACGGACCACAACCGACCGAUAUUGCACCACUAACGGCCGAUAUCAUCACCAACGAUGGUUACUUGGUCGAGCAACAUCAGGUAACGACCGCCGAUGGUUACAUCUUGACGAUGUUCCGUAUUCCGGGUGGUCCAGGAAAUCCACCACGCGAAGGCAAAAACGUUGCAUUCAUCCAGCACGGACUGCUCUGUUCAUCUGCCGACUGGGUAAUUCUGGGACCGGGCAAAGCCCUUGCCUACAUGCUGGUGGACGCAGGAUACGAUGUGUGGUUGGGUAACGCUCGUGGUAAUACGCACUCCCGUCGCCAUAUCUUCCACGAUCCGGAUGCACGCAAUACGGACUUCUGGGACUUCAGCUGGCACGAGAUUGGUUUCUUUGAUCUACCCGCUAUGAUUGAUUAUGCGCUGCAGCACACGGGACAGACUUCGCUCCAGUAUGCUGGACAUUCGCAAGGUACGACUUCGUUCUUCAUCAUGACAUCGCUGCGUCCUGAAUACAAUCAGCGCAUCCGUUCGAUGCAUGCGUUAGCUCCAGUGGCGUUCAUGAGUAACCUGCGGUCUCCGUUUGUUCGUGCGUUUGCUCCCUUCGUCGACCAGAUUGAUUGGCUGAUGCGUAUGCUGGGUGUGAACGAGUUCUUACCGAGCAGCGAAAUGAUGACUCUCGGUGGUCAAAUGCUCUGUCGUGAUGAGGCUCUCUUCCAGGAGGUGUGUGCCAACGUGCUGUUCCUGAUCGGUGGUUUCAACUCGCCCCAGCUCAACCGCACUAUGCUUCCGGCCAUUCUGGCCAACACACCAGCCGGUGCUUCGGUCAACCAACUGGUCCAUUAUGCUCAGGGUUACAAUUCAGGCCGCUUCCGGCAGUUUGAUUUCGGACUAACGCUGAACAUGAUCCGGUACGGUUCGAUCCGUCCACCAGACUAUCCGCUAGACCGGGUUACUGCUCCUGUAGCUCUGCAUUACGGUGACAACGAUUGGCUGGCGGCAGUGUCCGAUGUCCGUGAACUGCACUCCAAUAUCCGCAACCCGAUCGGACUGUUCCGUGUCUCCGAUCCGAACUGGAACCAUUUGGACUUUACCUGGGGCAUCGAUGCCGAUUCGCUACUAUAUCGACGCGUCAUCAGCUUCAUGGAUCGAUACAACUAAACAAAAACCGCCUAGAAAACAAUUGAAAACGUGUACAACCGAAGUAAAUGCUCAGAUAAAAACAAUCGUACGAUAAGGCACCAGACCAGAUGUUUUGUAGACUAUUUUUGGUUCACUGUGUUUCGUCGUUUCUACGACAUGUCGCUAGGUACGGGAAGAAAAUGAGACUGAACUUAAUUAAUACUCUCCCCGGCAUUAGAUGCCGAGUCCUAAGCUGGGGAGUAAAUGAAAUAACAAGAAAACGUCAUCACAACGCUUAUGUACCACACUGUGUGUAUGUGAUGGGAAAGAGUAAAGGAUCAUCAUCUCAGCAAGCACCGAGCUGUGCACCGAGGUGGUAUAUAAUGAAUCUUCCCCCUUUUUUCGGCGAUUGCUAUGUUACGUCACGACAGUCGCCGGACUUACCGGAACCUUACGCUUUCCCCAACAGAACGAAACAGCUAAGAUAUUUGCUCGAUGUGUCUUCCUUCUUCCAACGAGAAGAACAGUGUAGGAUGCUUCUUUAUUUUGCCGCCACGACACUCCCGUUCACACACAAACGGUCCCUCUUGGUAAACGUAACUCCUGCGGAACCUGAUCUCCUGAUAGAAAUCCGACUUAAUGAGUAACGCACUAACACAACCGCCGUUCGUUGCGAUAACAACCAAGUGGGAGGCUAAGACUGCCUCCCCACUGAAGGAUACACUUGCUGAGACAUGCUGACUAAUUAAAAAUGCGAGUAGCUAAUUGUUACAUUCAGCUGUUCUUUUUUUGCUUCGUUGUGCGUACCUUUUCCAUCGAUAGGUACAGUGCCGAACAAAAUAUUUUGUCACACGUGC
Molecule: messenger RNA, 2150 nt
Organism: Anopheles funestus (African malaria mosquito)
Lineage: Eukaryota; Metazoa; Arthropoda; Insecta; Diptera; Culicidae
Product: lipase 3-like
Exons: 2
Coding region: 88-1332 (414 amino acids)
Biological process (GO): lipid metabolic process
Molecular function (GO): hydrolase activity, acting on ester bonds
Source: RefSeq, a predicted model, not a curated record